Molecule: messenger RNA, 1443 nt
Organism: Closterium sp. Naga37s-1
Lineage: Eukaryota; Viridiplantae; Streptophyta; Zygnematophyceae; Desmidiales; Closteriaceae
Source: the annotation of a GenBank genome assembly
AUGGGGCUUGGAAGUGUACGGCUAGCGAGAUCAUUCGCGUUAUUCUCGCUGCUGGCGACGCUUGCAAUGAUCGUGAUGCUGGUAACUGGAGCUGCGGCGCUGGAUGCAUGUCCUGACGACGAUUCUCUGAAGGCCGCUCAAGCAGCUGAGGCUGCUAAGGCUGAUGCUGAAAAGGCCAACGCGAUAGCCCAGCAGAGGGAGAAAGACGCAGAGGCAGCUCAAGCACGGGCUGACAAAAAGGCAAGAGAAGCCAAGAAUUCUAGGGGUGGGACGAGCGGGAAGAAGAGGCGGGAGGAGGCGAAGCAAGCGCAGAAAGACGCAAACACUGCGAGGGCUAGAGCAGACCAGGCGAGAGAGGAGGCAGAUGGGAAAGAGGAAGCUGCUGCGGAGGCUGCGAACGCAGUGGAGGAGAAGCGGCAGGAGCUUGUGGAUGAAGCAGAGAGGAGCAAACCGGAGCUAGAGGAUAAGAAGAGGCGGGGGACGGCCCGGAAGAAUGCAGCUCGGGCCGAGCGGGAUGCAGCCAAGGAGCAAAAGGAGGAGAAGAAGAGGACGUUUAGAGAGAGGGUGGCUGCGGCCCGGCUUGCCCAGAUGGCUGAAAAGGCCAGCGCUGCCGCGGCUGCUGCGGCAGAGAAGCAGGCUGCAGCGGAUAAAGCACUGGAGGCUAAGCAACAGGCGGAUGCUGAGGUGGAUCGGCUGGUUUUAGCUAAGAGUCAGGCGGAGGAUGCGGCGAGGGAGGCAGGGGAAGCGCAGGCUGCAGCGGAGGCGGCGGCACGGGAGGCGGUGGACGCCGGUGAUGAGAGGUUGAGUGCGGUGAAGUGGGCUGAAGCCGCGGAUGCGCUGGGGUUGAAGUGGGAGAAGCAGACGGAGGUGGAGCAAGUGAAGCGGGCGUUGGUUGCGGCUAAGGCGGCAGCAAAGUUAGCUGCCAAGGAGGCUGUGGUGAGGCAGCAGGCGGCUGCUCGAGCGGCGAGUGAGGCGCAGAAAGUGGGUGACAAAGUGGGUGGGGGUGGUGCAGGUGGUGGAACAGGUGGUGAUGCUGGUGGUGAUAGUGGUGGUGAUUCUGGUGGUGAUGCUGGUGGUGAUGGUAGUUCUACUGAUCCAGGAGCCACGGAUGCUCUGGGGUUGAAGUGGGAGAAGCAGACGGAGGUGGAGCAAGUGAAGCGGGUGUUGGUUGCGGCCAAGGCGGCAGCAAAGUUAGCUGCCAAGGAGGCUGUGGUGAGGCAGCAGGCGGCUGCUCGAGCGGCGAGUGAGGCGCAGAAAGUGGGUGACAAAGUGGGUGGGGGUGGGGAGAGUGGUGGCACUGGUGGUGAUGGUGGUGGUGGUGGUGGAGGUGAUGUGGUGUUAGUGGUAGUGAUGCUGGCGGUGAUGGUGGGUCUACUGAUUCAGGAAGUGGCACAAGCGAGGGUGGGUCUACAGACACGAGUGGUACUACCAGUGCAGGAUUAA